This is a messenger RNA of Hypomesus transpacificus, 1182 nucleotides long. It is a transcript of the gene prlh2r, whose product is annotated as prolactin releasing hormone 2 receptor. Gene Ontology annotation, biological process: G protein-coupled receptor signaling pathway. Gene Ontology annotation, cellular component: neuron projection; plasma membrane. The transcript has a single exon. Gene Ontology annotation, molecular function: neuropeptide binding; neuropeptide receptor activity. Lineage: Eukaryota; Metazoa; Chordata; Actinopteri; Osmeriformes; Osmeridae. The record is from RefSeq and is a predicted model, not a curated record. The coding region runs from base 1 to 1182 and encodes 393 amino acids.
AUGGACCUGGUAAAUGUUCAGAAAGACUCUUGGGAGGACACAUCUCUCCAUGCCAUCUCAUUCUCCUCUACCCCCACCCCCACCUCGUCCCCAUCUGUUCACUCCUCCACCAACUCCACCUCCUUCUCUGGAGUGGACCUGCUGUUGGACCUGAAGCCUCUUUUCAUCCCUCUUUACUCAACGGUGGUUUUGGUGGCCUGCUGUGGGAACCUUCUCCUCCUCUUCCUUAUUGGUUUCAACAAGAAGACUCACAGCACCACCAACUUCCUGAUUGCAAACCUGGCGCUGGUCGACCUGGUCAUGUGCCUGUUCUGCGUGCCCUUCACUGCAUUCUACGCCUUUGACAAGCGAGGCUGGAUAUUCGGCGGCUUCAUGUGUCACUUUGUCAACGUCAUGCAGCCUGCCACCGUUUUCGCCGCUGUCCUCUCUCUCACGGCCAUCGCGGUGGACCGGUACGUGGUUGUGGCCUAUCCGAUUCGCCGGCGUGCUGGUGGGCAGUUCUGCUGGGGUCUCGUGGUGGUGAUCUGGCUGAGCUCUCUGGCGCUCUCCGCCCCGACAGCUCUGCACACGGCCCACCUGGACCUCAGCGCAGCGGGCCUCAGCAUGACCAUCUGCGAGGAGUUCUGGCCUGACCAGGACCACGGACGCCUCCUCUACUCCUGCUUCCUCCUCCUCUUCUCUUACUUCCUACCUCUGGCAGCUGUGUCUGUCUCCUACUGUGCCAUUUCACAUCACCUGAGGCAGAGGACGACCUCUGACCUGGUCGCCAGUCACAGUUGCAGCCAGGCGACAUGGGGGAAGAGAAGGAGGAAGACCUUUGUCCUGCUGCUGGUGUCGGUGCUGUGCUUUGCCUGUUCCUGGCUCCCCCUGCAGGUGGUCAAUCUCAUCCGUGACCUGGACCCAGACUUCUCCAUCCUGGGGAAGAGUCACGUCAACCUCAUCCAGGUGUGCUGCCACCUGCUGGCCAUGAGCUCCGCCUGCUACAACCCUUUCAUCUAUGCCUCUCUCCACAGCAAGUUCCUGUCCUACUUAUGUCGUCACUUCCUACCACGCCUCAGGGGCGGGGCUCAGGGGCAGAGCAGUCUUACAACGUCUCACAGACUGCCACGCCUAAACACUUCCUCAACAAUGGCGGACAUCCCUGUUGCCGUUGGUAAAAAGAUACCUCAGGACAGCUACUGA